Lolium perenne is the source of this 1047-nucleotide messenger RNA. RefSeq names its product BTB/POZ and MATH domain-containing protein 2-like. Gene Ontology annotation, biological process: protein ubiquitination. Gene Ontology annotation, molecular function: protein binding. NCBI's taxonomy places the organism in Eukaryota, Viridiplantae, Streptophyta, Magnoliopsida, Poales, Poaceae. The record is from RefSeq and is a predicted model, not a curated record.
AUGGCUUUCGCUGGCGUAUCCCUCGUCGCAGACGGCAGGCUGUGCGACCUAACCACGUCGCCCAUCGACGCCCGCGCGGACAGAGGGUACCACUUGCUCGUCGUCGAAGGCUACACGCGUAGCAAAAACAAGCCAUCAAACGGGCAGUACAUUAAGUCUCGUCCUUUCCUGGUUGGAGGCCAUCGCUGGCGUCUCCAUUACUACCCUAAUGGCUAUAAGGAGGAUGAUAAAGACUUCAUAGUAGUAUCAGUCUUUCUUGCCAUUGAUGACUAUGUGGAGGGACAGGAAGUGAAUGCUCAGGUUGUCUUCAGUUUUAUUGACCAGCCUGAGUUGCGAAUGUCAACACGCAUCCGUAAAAUAAGAACAUUAUUUCGUCGUGGUGAUGGAGAAGCAAAACUCAUUAGAAGGGACAGCUUGCAAACAUCAAGACAUCUUAAGGACGAUAGCUUCGUUAUCCGGUGCGACAUUGUGGUCUCCAAGGCGCCGGCCGACACCAGCACCACCGACAAGGGGGUUGGCACCACAGCUUCGUUUGUGGACAUUUCGCCGUCGAACAUGCAAAACCAUCUCAGCAAACUUCUCCUAUCUGACGACGGCGCUGACAUUACAUUUGAGGUUAGCGGCGAGACGUUUCCUGCUCACCGGUGCGUGCUUGCAGCCCGAUCUAGCGUUUUUAAGGAACAACUCUUUUGUGGCACUAGUAUGACCAAUGCCAAUAUAGUAGAGAUAAAUGACAUGGAAGCGAAAAUUUUCUAUGCAUUGCUUGUUUUCAUCUACACUGACUCGUUUCCGGACUGGGAUUGGCUUGAAGAUGAAGCAGACGAAUCAGGAGAAGAGUUAGACGAUGAUGAAAAUGAUGAAGCGACUAAUCAGUAUGUAAAAUGGCUGCUGCACUUGCUUGAAGCUGCGGAUAGGUAUGACCUCCAAAGGCUCAAGUCGAUCUGCGUAGAGGAGUUGGUCCAAUACAUAUGGAUGGACACGGUGGCAGACAUUAUUGUUGUGGCUGAGCGGAGACAGUGUCGCUUGUUGAAGAAUUUUUUUUUUUGA